UGGCACGUGUUACCCGGCGCCGGCUUUGACGUCAUUUAAAGAGCGAAGUGUUUCCUCACCGGUCGGAAGUCCUCGUCCCAACGUAACAAAAAAAUCUCCAAAUUCACCCAUUUACUACACAUUCCUGAUUUUUUUUUAUAACCACCGAUUAAAAGAAAUCACAAUGGCUGCUCCGGCUGUGGGUAUCGAUCUUGGCACCACCUACUCCUGCGUGGGCGUUUUCCAGCACGGCAAAGUGGAGAUCAUUGCCAACGACCAAGGCAACCGAACAACGCCCAGUUAUGUAGCCUUCACCGACACGGAGCGUCUCAUCGGAGACGCAGCCAAGAACCAGGUGGCCAUGAACCCCAGCAACACGGUGUUCGAUGCCAAGCGUCUGAUUGGUCGUAAGUUUACUGACUCCACAGUGCAGUCGGACAUGAAGCACUGGUCCUUCGAAGUCGUCGAUGACGGAAGCAAGCCCAAGAUUCAGGUGGAGUACAAGGGGGAGAGCAAGACGUUUUACCCCGAGGAGAUCAGCUCCAUGGUGCUAGUCAAGAUGAAACAGACCGCUGAGGCAUACCUUGGCAAGACUGUCACAAACGCCGUGAUCACCGUACCGGCCUACUUCAACGACUCCCAGCGCCAAGCCACCAAAGAUGCUGGCGCCAUCUCAGGACUCAACGUCCUGCGUAUCAUCAACGAGCCCACUGCAGCUGCCAUCGCUUACGGUCUGGAUAAGAAGGUUGGCAAAGAGCGCACCGUCCUGAUCUUUGACUUGGGUGGCGGCACCUUUGAUGUGUCCGUGCUCACCAUCGAAGAUGGCAUCUUUGAGGUCAAGUCGACGCGCGGAGACACUCACUUGGGCGGGGAGGACUUCGACAACCGACUGGUGAACCACUUCAUUGAGCAGUUCCAGCGCAAACACAAGAAGAACCUGCAAAGCAACAAGCGAGCUCUGAGGCGGUUACGCACAGCCUGUGAGCGUGCCAAGAGAACGCUGUCAUCCAGCACACAGGCCAGCAUUGAAAUUGAUUCACUCUUUGAGGGAAUUGACUUCUACACCUCCAUCACGAGAGCCCGUUUUGAGGAGCUGAACGCAGAUCUGUUCCGAAGCACCAUCGAGCCCGUAAGCAAGGCUAUCACCGACGCCAAGAUCGAGAAGAAUCAGGUGGAUGAAGUAGUCCUGGUGGGCGGCUCCACCCGUAUCCCCAAGAUCCAGAGAAUCCUGGAGGACUACUUUGAACGGAAGGAUCUGAACAAGAGCAUCAACCCCGAUGAGGCUGUGGCUUAUGGAGCAGCUGUACAGGCAGCCAUCUUACACGGAGACAAGUCGGAAGAGGUUCAGGACCUGCUCCUGCUGGACGUAGCCCCCCUGUCCCUGGGUCUGGAGACCGCCGGCGGUGUCAUGACGUCCCUGAUCAAGAGGAACAGCACCAUCCCGACCAAGAACAGUCAAAAGUUCACUACAUACUCCGACAACCAGACCAGUGUACUCAUCCAGGUCUACGAGGGUGAACGUGCCAUGACCAAAGAAAAUAAUCUUCUGGGCAAGUUUGAGCUGUCCUCAAUUCCGCCCGCACCCCGGGGGGUCCCCCAGAUCGAUGUGACCUUUGACAUCGACGCCAACGGCAUCUUGAAUGUGUCCGCCCAGGAUACAAGCACCGGCAGAGAGAACAAGAUUACGAUCACCAACGACAAAGGUCGCCUGUCCAAGGAGGAGAUUGAGAAGAUGGUUUCCGACGCCGAGAAGUACAAGGCGGAAGACGACGCCCAGCGCGACCGCAUCGCCGCCAAGAACGGCCUGGAAGGCUACGCCUACAACAUGAAGUCCACUGUGGAAGACGAGAAACUCAAAGACAAGAUCAGCGCGGAGGAUAAACAGACCAUCCUGGAUAAAUGCAAAGAGGUCCUGGACUGGCUGGACCACAACCAGACGGCAGAAAAGGAUGAGUUUGAGGAUCGUCAGAAGGAACUGGAGGGGGUCUGCAAUCCCAUCGUCACCAAGCUGUACCAAGCUGCAGGCGGUGCCCCAGGGGGUAUGCCUGGCGGUAUGCCAGGGGGUAUGCCCGGCGGUAUGCCCGGCGGUAUGCCAGGAGCUGGAGCAGCACCAGAUGCCGGUGCAAGCAGCGGAGGACCAACCAUCGAAGAGGUCGACUAAAUUCCUUCCUACGAUACUACGACCACACUACACUGAACCUCCGUGGACAAGAAAAUGAGGCAUGCAACUGUACACACUUUAAGACGUAGAAGCCUAUAACUCGGGGGAAAGCGUGUUAAUGAAAUCUGGACCUCAACUUCAGCUUCAACUUCAUGAUUUUAGACUCAGAAUGCUGUCCCUCAGGGCUGUUGUCAUUGGGUUUGAACAUAUGGCAAGAUUCUGUCUGGGAUAGAGUCGAAGCUGAAAUGAAACCUGUGUUUCAUUACAACCCCUCAGAAUUAGGGAUGGAUUUUGUCUUACUAUAUUCCAAACUUGCAGACAAAAAGAUCACACUGCUGUAGAAAUUGCAAGUGUAUUUAUUUAAAAGUUAUUAAACUAUUCACGUAAUACGCCUCAAAAAAAAAAUUAAAGGCGACAAUAGUUUUAAUAUUUGUAAACCGAAGCCAAAUUUCAAUAAUCAGCAUAAAUUACUAAUCAGCAUAAAUACAUCAGCAAUUUCUAGAAGUUUUGGGGUAGUAAGAGGGUUUUUAAGGGUGGGGGGGGGGGGGGGGGGGUUGAAACGUAUGGACACAAAGUGAAGUGGUCACAUAUCACUAAACUAACCUUUAGUAUUGGGCUCAAGACUCCUGGAAUUUGGAUAAAUUACACGAAUCCCAUAAUUAUUUGUAUGUUAUUAAACCAUAAGUAGAAUUAAAAUAAAUGUUAUUUUUGUAUCCAGGAAUGGUGUAAGUUUCCCAGGACCAAUAGAAUUGCACUUCUAUCGGGCAUAAUAAUUAUAUAGGCCCUGAUGAAGGUUAAUUUUCUGUGUGAGGAAAACAAGUCUUGGAUUUUGACUGGAAAUGCUCCUGGCUGACUCGUAACCACAUUUGUACUACAGGGUGAAAGCCAAGGUUCAGUAUUUAAGCUCGUUCCAAAUAGCUGUUUAUGUAUAUUGCUUCGCUAUAAAAGGAAAAAUAAUAGCCACAGAAUGUCACAUAACAAUCCUGUUUGCACUAGCAAUGUGCAAAUGAAAGUGAAAAUGUUCAUUGUCGCUGUACAGACUACAUAAACAAAGGCAGCCAUGUUGGAUAAUACUGAGCAAAUUCAGCUGGGACUGGCAACAACAACAGAACAAGUUUGGGGGCAUUUGGCCAGUGCGUGUAACUGGUUUUUCCUAGGCAAAAGUGUUCUUAACUCGGGACUCGGGCACGUAAUAGUGUGCAGUUGAAUCAUUUACGAUAAUUCUAACAAAGCCAAAACAUGUUCUUUUGUGUGUGAAACAUGGUUUAUGUACGACCACUGUCAAAUAUCUUGUUUCUGCGGUUUUUUAUGAAGAACACUUUAGGCAAACAUGUGCAAUGAAUCUGACUUUGUCAUGUUUUGUAUUACAUGAAUGUGUAUUUAUUUAAAGUGUUAGGGUGUUCAGUUAUAUUAAGACUUGGGAAAACAUGAGACCAUGAUUAUAUCUUGCUACAUUUAUCAUAAUGUUUGCGUCUUUCAUGAUUUUUGUUAAGUAUUCUAUUUCAUAUGGUGUCAUUUCUUUGAUGUUUUGUGUCAAAUAAAAAAAGGGUUUUCUCCAAAA
Patiria miniata (bat star) is the source of this 3701-nucleotide messenger RNA. Its product is annotated as heat shock cognate 71 kDa protein-like. Gene Ontology annotation, biological process: vesicle-mediated transport; cellular response to unfolded protein; protein refolding. The coding region runs from base 164 to 2140 and encodes 658 amino acids. The transcript is spliced from 10 exons. The record is from RefSeq and is a predicted model, not a curated record. NCBI's taxonomy places the organism in Eukaryota, Metazoa, Echinodermata, Asteroidea, Valvatida, Asterinidae. Gene Ontology annotation, molecular function: misfolded protein binding; ATP hydrolysis activity; ATP binding. Gene Ontology annotation, cellular component: cytoplasm; cytosol; plasma membrane.